This is a messenger RNA of Pantherophis guttatus, 598 nucleotides long. It is a transcript of the gene MRPL57, whose product is annotated as mitochondrial ribosomal protein L57. Gene Ontology annotation, molecular function: structural constituent of ribosome. NCBI's taxonomy places the organism in Eukaryota, Metazoa, Chordata, Lepidosauria, Squamata, Colubridae. Gene Ontology annotation, biological process: mitochondrial translation. Gene Ontology annotation, cellular component: mitochondrial ribosome. The record is from RefSeq and is a predicted model, not a curated record.
UGAGGGUCUCGUUCAGCGCAGCGGCCUUCGGAGCGCUAUUUGGCUCGACCCGGGAUCGGUCGUGGUGAGGUGGACGCAUCGACGAGGCCCGGCGAGUUGGGAAAGGCCGGGUAGGAGCCUUGAGGAGGCAAGGGAACGUGCGGCGGCCCGUUGCUUCAUAGACGAGGGACGACGCUGUAGGCAUGUUUCUGACUCGAGUACUGUUUCGAAACAGAAUUCCUGGAAAACAAUGGAUUGGUAAACACAGACGGCCAAGAUUCAUUACUCCUGUAAUGAAGGCAAAUAUGAUUGGGAGACUUGAAAUUGAAGCUGAAAAUGAAUAUUGGCUAAGUUGUCCAUAUAUGACAAAAGAGCAGGAGUAUCGCCAUGAUGAAGAAAAUGUAUCUGCGUUAAGGCAACAAAGAAUAGCUGAAGAGAGAGCAAAGUUUCCUGAACACAAGUAUGUUUCAGAAUAUCUGAAACACCUUAAUGUGACAAAGAGAUGGGCAGAUUCUUGAUGUGUGUCCUUUGCCAUUCUAACGGAUUUUAUGGAUUCAAUGCGCUAGCUUUUAGUGACAAUGAAACAAUGCAUAAAUAAAUAUAUUCUUGUUUUCAAUCA